CGCGCGACGGGCGGGGCGCGGCCGUGCCCGCCUCUUCCUGUACGUCACGGCGCGCGCCGGAAGCGAGGCCCGGACAGGCGGAGGCGCGGUGCGGCCUAGCGAGAUGCCUGUGACCGUGGGCCCGUAUGGGCAGUCGCAGCCCAGCUGCUUUGACAGAAUAAAGAUGGGUUUCAUGAUGGGCUUUGCAGUGGGCAUGGCUGCAGGAGCGCUGUUCGGCACGUUUUCCUGCCUCAGGAUUGGCAUGAGAGGACGAGAGCUGAUGGGUGGAGUUGGCAAAACGAUGAUGCAAAGCGGUGGGACGUUUGGGACAUUCAUGGCCAUUGGUAUGGGAAUACGCUGCUAACCUGGAGUUUGGGAUUUAUCCCAGAGUGCCCCCACCCAGCCAUUCCUCCUCUGUAUGAUAAUAAAAUCUUUAGACACCUGAA
Messenger RNA from Corvus hawaiiensis (hawaiian crow), 425 nucleotides. RefSeq names its product reactive oxygen species modulator 1 (gene ROMO1). NCBI's taxonomy places the organism in Eukaryota, Metazoa, Chordata, Aves, Passeriformes, Corvidae. Gene Ontology annotation, cellular component: TIM23 mitochondrial import inner membrane translocase complex. The record is from RefSeq and is a predicted model, not a curated record. Gene Ontology annotation, biological process: protein import into mitochondrial matrix; protein insertion into mitochondrial inner membrane. The transcript is spliced from 3 exons. Bases 104 to 343 code for a protein of 79 amino acids.